Molecule: messenger RNA, 2190 nt
Organism: Hydra vulgaris (swiftwater hydra)
Lineage: Eukaryota; Metazoa; Cnidaria; Hydrozoa; Anthoathecata; Hydridae
Product: chondroitin sulfate N-acetylgalactosaminyltransferase 1
Cellular component (GO): Golgi cisterna membrane
Molecular function (GO): glucuronosyl-N-acetylgalactosaminyl-proteoglycan 4-beta-N-acetylgalactosaminyltransferase activity
Source: RefSeq, a predicted model, not a curated record
AAAUGUCGUUAUUUUGUUUAUUUAUUCCAAGUAACAAAGUAAGUAAACAUAAUUAUGCUUAAAGUAUGCGUUCUGCACAAAAAUAAACAAAAGUAUUUUUGUGUUUAUGACAACUUGGUGUGAAGCCCCUUGUUUCGUUGUGUAACAUUUAUCGAAUGCGUGGAUUAAAUUGCUUGAAAUUGAGAAGUGGUUUUGGUUCAACAAUCUGGUUAGGACUAAAAAUAUUAGUUAUAGUGUUAUUAUGCUUAGGAAUACUACAUAUGGUUCUGAAGACAAAAAUAACCACAAACACCGUGGUUAGAACUCGAAACUCUGCUGAUUCAGCAUAUCUUUCAAGUUGGAGUUGUGAACUUAAUAAACGUAUGCUUCAAGAGUUACAACGCGAAAUUGAAGAAAAAGACAAACUGCUUAAAUACCGCGGUAAGGUAAUUGCGAGUUUGCGAACUCUAGUGCAAGAUUUGAACGCAACCAACAAAGUGUUGACAAACACUUUAACAAAUCUCACUGAGGUUUUGGUUGCAAAAAACUUUUCAAACAAUUUAAUGCAUGAAAAUAAACAAAAAGAUUCGUUUUAUUUAAGGUCUAAUGAACCAACGCCCUUUCCACCUCAUCUACGCGAUUCAGUAGAACGACCAUCUCGUCCUUGCUGCUUGGCUUUAAAAAGAAUGACAGAUAUUUUAAGGAUAUAUAUGGAAACUACACAAGAGUUACGAGAACAAGUUGCAGUGUUUCAAAAUUUGAAUAUAACAGAACAAAUCAAUGAUCUUGCCGAGCAAGAAAAAAAAAAGUUUGCCGUAGAAAAUUGCAGUAUUUAUUUUACUAAUGAUGUAAAAAACAGAACAAAGCCAGAAAAGUACUCUUUAUACCAGACCUUUUCAAAUGGCUAUUUUUAUGAAACUUUUCCUUGGCAUAAAUUAGAAAAACAAAAUUCCAAAUCAAAAAGUUAUCACCGAAAUAUUGAUUUUCAACGAGCUGUCAACUUUAGCUUAAAAGAAAUUUUAAAAAUAAAUAAACUACCAUCGAAGUACUUCCAUGUUGAAAAUGCGUUGAUGAAAUAUGACGAAAUACACGGCGUCGAAUAUAAAAUAAGCUUUCUUUAUAACAAAACUCGUUCAUUUUUAGUCGAGGUUGUAAAACCGUUUGGCCCUCAAAUUUUACGCGAGCUUACAGAAGAACCCUUUCGUCAAAACAAAGAACUAAUUAAUAUAAUAGUUCCAGUGUCUGGGCGAGCUCAACGCCUGCACGAAUUUUUAGAAAAUAUUCGAAUUAUUGCUAAAAGUGGAGAAAAUAUAUUUUUAACUAUUGUAAUAUAUGGAGCAGAUGAAAAUGAUAUUAAAAAAACUGUGAAAAAGUUUAGUGUAGAAAAUAACUUUAAAAGUUACGAUAUAUUAAAGAAAAACGUUCCGUUUAAUCGAGGACGCGCUCUGCACGAUGGUAUACAACGGUGGAACGGUUAUAAAAACGUUCUUAUGUUUUUCUGUGAUGUAGACAUAAAGUUUGAUGUAUCAUUUUUAAAUAGAUGUCGCCAGCAGACUGUUUUGGGAAAAUCUGUUUACUUUCCUAUUUUGUUUAGCUUGUAUAAUCCAAAAAUUGUAUUUAAUGGAGAGAACUAUUCAAACUCUAAAUAUUUUGAAGUUUCAGAAAGUAAUGGUAUAUGGAGAACUUUGGGCUAUGGAAUGGUUUGUACUUAUAAACCGGAUUAUUUAGCAGUUCAUGGAUUCAAUCUUCGUAUACAAGGAUGGGGUGGAGAAGAUGUCAGCUUAUAUUAUAGGUAUUUAAAAAAAAACUAUAAAGUCAUUAGAGCCCCAGAUCCCAAUCUUUUCCAUGUUUGGCACCCAAAGUUAUGUCUUAAAACACUAAGUAAACGACAGUAUGAAACAUGUAUUGGCUCCAUGGCAAGAUACGAGGGAUCUCAAAGACAGCUAGGAAUUUUACUUUUUGCUAACUCUACUAUCAAUGGGCGAAUGGUAAUUACAAAAAGUUAAAAAAGAAAUCAUUGAUUGGAACAAAUGCGGAAACCCUCGAGCGGAGAAAUCGCCUCAAAUUAAAAAAACUUAUAAGCUUAGCAAUUCGGUGGAUCAUGAUUCGCUCAUCAUCAGACAAUAAGUUUAUCAGAUAAGAUUUUCAGUUUUAAAAUAUUUAUAGAAUUUGCCAUUAAUAUCGCAAUUUGAAUUGCACCUGGUUUGUGAA